UUCCCGUUUGCGCGAUACGUGCACACUCACUGCGAAAUUCUUCAUGAGACUGGUGCAUCCCCCCGCGCCCCUUGCACGUUCAUCUUUGUGCUAAUUAAACUUUCUGAAAUGUGCUGAAAGCGUAAACAAGGCUAUUUAAAAGCAGACUUGAGGAAGACUGACCGAUCUGACAGUCCCUAGCUCUUGGCUGAAGCGCAUUCUGCUCGGUAAGUUCCUGGUGUCAGUAUUGGCAGCCGCGUGUUAGAGUGUCAUCGUUUUGCCCUUACUGGCAGUGAGCCAACGUCGAGGCAGACAAGUAUGGCAAGCAACAACCAUUUUGGGAUGGUGGGUCGCUGGUACGAGCCUAAUUCUCAAGACUUGAAUGCCUUGGAAAAGACGGUACUCCAGGGAGAUCGACUGGAGUUCAGCCGCGACGAUUUAUACUCACACUGGGGUAUAUACGUCGGGCGAUACCGAGGAAUCGAGCAUGCUGUCAUCCACUUUGGCAUGUUUGAAGGAGGGGCUGCCUUCUCCAAGAAGAAGACCUCAGGCAGUGCGGUUUCUGCACGCACCAAACCUAAGGUACGAGCCGACUCCAUUCGGGAGGUGCUGGGCACGUCGGGCAAAGUGAGAAUCAACAACUCGAAGGACAAGGAAAAAGAUCCAUUGUCUGUUGCUGUCAUCGUAGAUAGCGCAACGGAAAUGCACAGAGAGCAAGUUGAAAUUGACUACGACCUCUUUGAGAGUAACUGCGAACACUUCGUCAAUUUCUGCCGGUAUGACCACGCAGUCAGCGAUCAGGCUGACGCAGCGAAGGACGUAGUUGCUAUCGGCGUUGCCGGCCUGGCAGUAGGUGCAAUCGCUGGAGUGGCGGUGGCAUUGACAAAAGCCCUCAAGCAGUAAUUCUCGAAUGCAAGCGUAAUUCUGAAACACCGAGAUUGUGAAAUGGUAGGGACCGGUUUGAUCCAGCUACGUGGGCGAUAUAAGAACACACCUGGACCACAUGUAUCAGUGGCGUCAAGUUGUGCCGAAAAUGGAGGGGGGGGCGAUUGGGAUGAGGAAAGGUGGGGGGAUGUCUUGCCCGGCCGUGAAAUAUUCCAAGUGGCAUAUUUAGGGCAAUUUAAAAUUGUUUUUUUUUUUAAUGAUAAUGAAUACAUUUUAGUCGUUGGAAGUAUGAACAAUUCUGUACAAUAUACUUUAAUUUUUCUGCUCACCACCAAAAAAUGUAGUGAAGACACAACAAACUAAUUUUGUCAGAGAAUGCGGGAUGGGGCAUUACGGUACAUCCAUGCAUGUUACCCUGCUGUGCUCAGUGCUCAGAGUUAAAUGGAUUACUACAGGAAAGACUUGAAACAUGAAUUAUGUCUUGUUUGAGCUCGAGGCGUAGAGGAAUGUUACAUAUACAUGUGGGUGUGAAUUUCACAACCAUAACAUUCUCUGUGCGGGUACUAGGAUUCAAUAAUACGGCCAACUGACCCAACGGUCAAGGGCGGAUCCAGGGGGAGAUCGUGGGCGACCCCCCUGAAAAUAAAGACAAGGGUUUUAAUCAAUCAGAGUGAAGGUAUUAAGUGUCUUAAAUCGAGGGUGUUUUGCAUGCUCAGAGCAAUGUUGAUCAGGACAUCGUUUCUCACCCGAUGCUUAAUUAAUUCUGACUGGUGUGAUCAGGUAGUGCUCCACAGACGCUGCUUACUUGCUUUGCCCCUCCCCUCAAAAAUGGGAUCUGGAUCCGUACUUGACCAUGGUUUAGAGUUAAAUCAAGGAUGGAUCCAGGGCAAACCUGCAGAGGGCCAAGCACCCCCAGUAAAAGCCCCUUCCCUAAAAAUUUGGUUCUGGAUCAGCAAUUGUACAGAACUUACAUUUUCAGCUCUGCUUCCCUGUAUGUUGGAGUAAAUUAUAAGAUGAUUUAUUCAAUGCCUACUACGUGUAUAAAAAGUUUGUGAUCGACAAGUUCUAGGGAUUAAUUUACUGACAAGUAGGACGAAGAGUUCCAGUUACCCCAAAACAAGAAAAUUGACACUUCUUUUUUAGGCUGUUGAAUAGAAGAAUGUAUGUAAACACGUGAACUGCAAAGGCAUUAACAUUUCUGUAUGAGAAGAUUGGUGUCUUGCAAAUUGGAAAUUCAGAUAUUUUUAAUUUUUAAUUAAUUAGUAAGCUAUCGUAUUGGUCAGCAUUCGUAGUAAUGGCGUCAUAAUUCAUUUGGUUGCCUAUAAGAUUGCCAAGAACGUGUAUGUUGCAUAUUUUGGAUCCAGUUAGCCUGGUUCUAAUUUAAUAUUUAGCUAUCUCUUCUGUUUUAUGGGCCUCAUUGGAUAAUGCUAAUACAAAUUCGAUAAACACUUUGAUCUAAUCAGAGGAAUAGGAUCUCUAUGUUGUAUUGAUUAUGCACAGCAAUUGCUAGAUUUUUGUAUUUUUGCUUUGGCAAUUUAUUGAUACAUAAGUAGUUGGCAAUAAGCCGGUAAGCAAAUAUUUCUCGACACUAUUUCGAAAGAAGAAGUUGAAGGUCAAUUUU
Molecule: messenger RNA, 2485 nt
Organism: Acanthaster planci (crown-of-thorns starfish)
Lineage: Eukaryota; Metazoa; Echinodermata; Asteroidea; Valvatida; Acanthasteridae
Biological process (GO): N-acylphosphatidylethanolamine metabolic process
Cellular component (GO): cytoplasm
Molecular function (GO): A2-type glycerophospholipase activity; glycerophospholipid phospholipase A1 activity
Source: RefSeq, a predicted model, not a curated record